Molecule: messenger RNA, 4177 nt
Organism: Athalia rosae (coleseed sawfly)
Lineage: Eukaryota; Metazoa; Arthropoda; Insecta; Hymenoptera; Athaliidae
Gene: Mcm10
Product: protein MCM10 homolog
Exons: 2
Coding region: 161-2347 (728 amino acids)
Biological process (GO): DNA replication initiation; DNA replication
Cellular component (GO): replication fork protection complex; nucleus
Molecular function (GO): DNA replication origin binding; single-stranded DNA binding
Source: RefSeq, a predicted model, not a curated record
ACGAUGCGGAAUCACUGCCCGCCAAAAGUUCCAGCGCGAGAACCUCACAGUGUUAUAUUCCUGCACGGUGAGGCAAAUAAUAUUCAACAACAGAUGACAAUAUAUUAAAUUUUCAUUAUUAGGGAACCUUCCACUAUAAAGACUUCAAAUACAAAGUGCAAUGAUGGAAAGUGACAAUGAUUCUGAUGUUGGAGAUUUGUUAGAUGAUCUUCUGGCGAAUGAUGAACCAGAAGACAAGACUCCCGCUGUCGAAGGUCUAAGAGUAGCAGAAUCAGGCCUGAAUUUCUUAGAUCAAGAAACCAAUAUCAAAGUAAAACAAUCCACACCUAGCAAAAAACAGACUACGAUUCACACAGGGGAUACGGAUUCAUCAGAUGAUGAAGAUAAGCGCGAUUUUGAGAAUCAAAAGUACUCCAACUCUGGCCGAGAGAUCAAGAACAUACUCAAGAAUAAUGCCUCUGAAAGUAAUACCUUAUUUUCUAGACCUUUUCAAAAUAAAUGUGAAUCUCUCAUCAAAAAGACUGACAGAGAAUUGCCGUGUCCGGCCGUUCCAAUUAAAACAAAAUCAAUUGAUGUGUACAGCGAUCCAAUUUUUGGAUUGAGAAUUAUAAACCCUGUUAUUUCGUCCGCCUGUUUAAAAGAAAGAAUGACAGGACGAACGGCGGUCACAAUAUCUCGAGUCAAAAAUCACUUAAAGACUGGCGAUCUUCAGAAUGAUUGGGUGAUUGCAGGUGUAUUAAUCCACAAGUCACCAGUACGCAGCUCGCAAAAAGGAAACCAAUAUUGUAUUUGGAAAAUAAGUGAUUUGUCAGAUGAAAUCAAAUCUGUAUCCUUAUUUCUAUUCCGUGAUGCAUACAAAACGUUCUGGAAGACCAAUACAGGCACAGUAAUUGGAGUAUUGAAUCCAGGGGUAAUGGACAAUAAAGAUGAAAAUAUCAACGAAGCUGCGUUAUCUAUUGAUAAUGCACAAAAAAUGAUGAUAUUUGGUAUAUCCAAAGACAUGGGGGUAUGUAAGUCGAAAAAGAAAAACGGGGAGCCUUGUACAGCUGUAGUAAACUUGAAUCGAUGUGAGUAUUGCAUCUAUCACGUGCAACAAGAGUAUAAUAAAUGUUCACGUAGAUCUGAUUUGCAAUCAUCUAGUAGUGGACAAAGUAUAUCAUCAUUAAACGCUUUAAAAAACAAGGUUCUGGGUAAAGGUGAAACUAUAUACGGCGGUCAGACCUAUAUCGCCAAACCUGCUCAGAAAAAUUAUAAGUUGGUUGAAAAAGACAAGGCUCGCUUAGCGCUCUUGCAAAAUGCUAACCUUUCAAGAACAAAUUCUCCCCUCUCAAAUAGUGAUGUCGGCAAGAGAAAAAAGGCGAGUUUGGUGGAACUGAGCAAUAACCAGAUGAAAAAAGAUGUGGAUAGAUUAGCCAAAUUGCGAGCGUCGUUACCAGUCAACCAACAAUGCUCCUUUGGGAAUUCGAUCUCCCUAACAUCACCAGUUACUCCGCAAUCUUCGGGUAUAAAUUCUCUUCCUACUUCCCUGCUUAAUUCGAACAACAAUAGUCGUGUUCCAAUCGUUUUGGCAGAAACAAAACCCACUUUGAAUCUGAAUAAAACUUCCACCGUUAUGGCUAUUCCGCAAUUAGGGGGUGGCUUGGUUGAAGGAAUGAUUGACCUCUCUGCACCUAUUACUAAAAAACGUGUAGAUAUGGCCAAGAUCAAUGCAAUCAAAUGGAUUCAAAGAAACGGAGGUAUAAAAAAAACUGAUCCAAACAGAGUUCGGUUGUUGCCAGACGAGAAGAUUGAACGAGGAACCAAACGACAAAGAGAGACUUGCGAAGAGUCAGAACAAUCUUCUAAAAAACAAAGCUGUGUAUUACCAACUAGAUUUCAACAUAUGAUAGCUGCAAAAUCGAGGCACGCAGACUUGAUAGAAAAAUCCGAUGAGCAAGAGAAAGAAAAAUAUUUCAACAAAUUAGAAGUGAAAGAAAAGAUGGAAGAAAAAAUGAUGACAACGUACAAAGUAGACUGCAAAGCUGUGAAGUGCCUGAUAUGUAAAUAUAUUGCGUUUUCAGCUUCAGACAUGUGCAAAGAGCAGAAGCACCCAUUGCGAGUUACAGAUGCCUCUAAAAGAUUUUUCAAGUGCGGAGACUGUAAAAAUAGAACAGUUACACUAGACAGAUUACCAUCACAUUCUUGUAAAAAUUGUCAAAGCUCAAAUUGGAUAAGAACUGCCAUGAUGGAUGAAAGAAGAGUAGAAAUUCCUGGAGCUAGUUUAAGUAUACGAGGAGGAGAGGAAAAGUUUAUAGGAUCAAUCGUGAAAAACAGUUCUUUAGAUCUCCUAGUUCCUGAAACUGACUAAAACUCGCUUUACUAGAAAAUCGCUUUACUAGAAAUGCUAACUAAAUUCUACAAACAGCAACUAUAUUUACCACAAAUUGGCUUUUUUUGCCGUGACUAUUUACACAAUUUGUAAAAACUCGUCAAAAUGAUUGUGUUAACAUAUGAGAUAAAGUAUGAAGCAAAAUAUAUUUGUACGUUUGUUACCGAAAUUUCAUGAACUUUAUUACAGAUUUUUCCUCGUUUAUUGUUUUCAUUUUCUGGAUUAUUAUCAUAGGAAUUAUGUUAAAUCUGUACAAUCGUUGGUAUUGCAAUAUCAAUUGAAUUUUGACAAUUGAAAGGACACAUUAAUUAUGUAAUGAGAACUCGUCUACUUGAUAUAGUUGUGGUGAGUAAAUCCAGUACAAAUCUACCAAAACUCGAUAGUGCUUAUCUCAUGAUGUUUAAACAAAAAAAUUGUACGAACAAAUAUGAAUUGGAAAUAGUGUCCUGUCAUUACAAGUAUGUAUGUACAGUUGAUACAAUUUUAGAAAUAGCUUACAAAAUUCUUGUAAAAACGCACGCACACUCUAUGUAAGGUAUAGAAUUAGCAAUUCAUUAUCCGACAAUGAGGACACUUAUCAAUAAUUGUUUUUUUCAAAACACUACACAUAAUUCUCCACGUGAAGUUUCUGGUGAAAGAAAUACUGAUCAUUAUUCUGUGACAUCAAAAAUAGUGCCAAUAUUCAGAAAUAUAUUGUUUCAAUCAUCAGGAAUCUUCUGAUUUUGAUAAAUAUAUAUAACAACAACAUAUGCCCUAUAUUCCAAAUGUUUACAUGUAUCUAAAAUUUUUUAUCUCUACUGCAUUGUAGGCUUAUUGUACAGGAUGAAUUAAAUGCCCCCCAGAGACGAUCCGAUCAAGCCAUCAUCCAGAAUCAAAAUGCCAAAUAGAAAGAAAAUAACCCAUCUUUAUUCAAAUAUUCUCCGUUCCCGCAAGGUCUAUAAAUGCACACACCCGUCCAUCACUUUUUUUGAAAAGCAUUUUUGCCAAUUUAUUCAACCAUGUUACAGAAUUUAAGCAUGAUCUAAGAAGUAUGAUCAUGCACGGUGUGUCGUACAAAAAAAGUGACAAAAGGAGAAAAACACAUUGAACAGAUUCCUGUCUGAAAUAAUGCUAUUAACAGCGAUAAGGCCACUAAUGAAAUUAUCCACAGGAGAGACUGUAUGAUAGAUCUUCAAUUUUUGUACCAGGAAUCUUCAUUAUUAUUCAUAUGAAUUUAACUAAUGGUACAAAAUGUACGAUACACAAAUCGUGUUUAUAAUAAUCAAUUUAUUACAUAUUAUCGUGAUUGUUUAUAAAUCAAAAUAACGCUACAAUCAUACAUACAUAGGUCAGUUACCAAUUCCAUAAUAAGAGCUAGAAUACAGUGACGAAACACCAAUUUUAAUACAAGAUUAUCAUAUCCCAAAUUAUAUACUGUACAAUUGUAAUUAGCGUCUGUAACUUGCAGAAAAUUUUAAUAAAUCCAUGUGAAUAAUUAAAAGGCUAAUAUAAUAAGACAAAGUAUUAAUAAUACAAUAGGCAGGUUUCAAGCUGGCUGGCCAUUUGAUUAGUCAUUGACCAUUGGCAUUAACCGCAUUCUGUUUAGUACAUUCGCCAACUAGAACUGCUUGAUGUUCAUUAAAUUUCAGAUGAUAAUAUUAUUUCAAAUGUGCCAUAUAUUUAUCUCGAGGUUAUUGUUUUCUACUUGCUGUUUUUUACAUCCUAUGUAUAUGAUGACUGAUGCUAAUAUCACGUUGAUACUUGAUUCAUCAUUUGGUGAGAUCACCAUUCAACCAAGUUUUUCCUUUUUUUUUUUUAAAUUGGAGAAAC